AUGGAGGUGGACACAGAAGAGAAGCGCCAUCGCACACGCUCCAAAGGAGUUCGAGUUCCCGUGGAACCAGCCAUACAAGAGCUGUUCAGCUGUCCCACGCCCGGCUGCGACGGCAGUGGUCAUGUUAGUGGCAAAUAUGCAAGACACAGAAGUGUGUAUGGUUGUCCCUUGGCUAAAAAAAGGAAAACGCAGGAUAAACAGCCCCAAGAGCCCGCCCCCAAGCGCAAGCCCUUCCCGGUGAAAGCAGACAGCUCCUCGGUGGACGACUGCUAUGACAGUGACGGCACCGAGGACAUGGACGAGAAGGAGGAAGACGAGGAGGAUGACUACUCGGAGGAAAACGACGAGCAGGGCGAGGAGGAGGAGGAGGAGGAAGACGGGGACCGGGAGGAUGAGGAGGAGGCCGAGGAGGAGGAGGAGGAGGACGAGGAGGAUGGAGAAGACAUGGAGGACGAGGAUGAGGAAGAGGACGAGGACGAGGAGGAGGAGGAGAACGAAGACCAUCAAAUGGAUUGUCACAAUGCUCGGAUAAUGCAGGACACAGAGCAGGAUGACAACAAUAACGAUGAAUAUGACAAUUAUGAUGAGCUGGUGGCCAAGUCCUUGCUAAACCUCGGCAAAAUUGCUGAGGACGCAGCCUACAGGGCCAGGACUGAGUCGGAAAUGAACAGCAAUACCUCCAACAGCCUGGAAGACGACAGUGACAAAAACGAAAACUUGGGUCGCAAAAGCGAGCUCAGUUUAGACUUAGACAGCGACGUGGUCAGAGAAACAGUGGACUCCCUUAAGCUGCUAGCACAGGGACACGGCGUCGUGCUCUCAGACAGCAUCAACGACAGAAGCUUCACAGACGGCAUGUCACAGCAGGACAGUCGGAGCGUGAACUAUGUCAUGCUGGGGAAGCCCGUGAACAACGGGCUCGUAGAGAAAAGGGUGGAGGAGAGCGAUGAGGAGGUGUGCCUGAGCAGCCUGGAGUGUCUGAGGAACCAGUGCUUCGACCUGGCCAGGAAGCUCAGCGAGACCACCCCGCAGGAGCGGAACCCGCAGCAGACCCUGAGCGGGCGCCAGCACGCCAGACAAGAGGACGACUUCCCGGGCAGGACACCGGACAGGAACUACUCAGACAUGAUGAACCUCAUGAGGCUGGAAGAGCAGCUGAGUCCCCGGCCCAGAACGUUUUCUAGUUGUGCAAAGGAGGACGGGUGUCACGAGCGAGAUGACGACACCACCUCCGUCAACUCGGACAGGUCCGAGGAGGUGUUUGACAUGACCAAAGGGAACCUGACUCUUCUCGAGAAAGCCAUCGCCCUGGAAACGGAAAGAGCAAAGGCCAUGCGGGAGAAGAUGGCCAUGGAAGCGGGCAGGAGAGACAACAUGAGAUCCUACGAGGACCAGUCCCCAAGGCAGCUUCCCGGGGAGGACAGGAAGCCCAAGUCCAGCGACAGUCAUGUCAAAAAGCCAUACUAUGGUAAAGAUCCCUCAAGAACAGAAAAGAAAGAAAGCAAGUGUCCAACCCCCGGGUGUGAUGGAACCGGCCAUGUAACUGGGCUUUAUCCGCAUCACCGCAGUCUGUCCGGAUGCCCGCACAAAGAUAGGGUCCCUCCAGAAAUUCUCGCCAUGCAUGAGAAUGUGCUCAAGUGCCCCACACCAGGCUGCACGGGGCGUGGGCACGUGAACAGCAACAGGAACUCUCACCGAAGCCUUUCCGGAUGCCCUAUUGCUGCAGCAGAGAAACUGGCAAAAGCCCAAGAAAAGCACCAGAGCUGUGAUGUGUCCAAAUCCAGCCAGGCCUCGGACCGAGUCCUAAGGCCAAUGUGCUUCGUAAAGCAGCUCGAGAUUCCUCAGUAUGGCUACAGAAACAACGUGCCCACCACCACGCCACGCUCCAACCUGGCCAAGGAGCUCGAGAAGUAUUCCAAGACCUCGUUUGAGUACAACAGUUACGACAACCAUACUUAUGGCAAGCGAGCCAUAGCUCCCAAGGUGCAAACCAGGGAUAUGUCCCCCAAAGGAUAUGACGAUGCGAAGCGCUACUGCAAGAACCCGAGCCCCAGCAGCAGCACCACGAGCAGCUACGCGCCCAGCAGCAGCAGCAACCUGAGCUGCGGCGGCGGCAGCAGCGCCAGCAGCACCUGCAGCAAGAGCAGCUUCGACUACACGCACGACGUGGAAGCGGCGCACAUGGCGGCCACGGCCAUCCUCAACCUGUCCACGCGCUGCCGCGAGAUGCCGCAGAACCUGUCCACCAAGCCGCAGGACCUGUGCGCCGCGCGGAACCCUGACAUGGAGGUUGACGAGAACGGGACCCUGGACCUCAGCAUGAAUAAGCAGAGGCCGCGAGACAGCUGCUGCCCCGUGUUGACCCCCCUGGAGCCCAUGUCCCCCCAGCAGCAGGCGGUGAUGAACAGCCGGUGUUUCCAGCUGAGUGAGGGGGAUUGCUGGGACUUGCCAGUAGACUACACCAAAAUGAAACCCCGGAGAAUAGACGAGGAUGACUCCAAAGAGAUCACUCCAGAAGACUUGGACCCGUUCCAGGAGGCUCUAGAAGAGAGAAGGUAUCCUGGGGAGGUGACCAUCCCAAGUCCCAAACCCAAGUACCCUCAGUGCAAGGAGAGCAAAAAGGAUUUAAUAACUCUUUCUGGCUGCCCGCUGGCUGACAAAAGCAUCCGAAGUAUGCUGGCCACCAGCUCACAAGAACUCAAGUGCCCCACGCCUGGCUGUGACGGUUCUGGACACAUCACGGGCAAUUAUGCUUCUCAUCGAAGCCUUUCAGGUUGCCCGCGAGCAAAGAAGAGUGGCAUCAGGAUAGCGCAGAGCAAAGAAGACAAGGAAGACCAGGAGCCCAUCAGGUGUCCAGUCCCUGGCUGUGAUGGUCAGGGCCACAUCACCGGGAAGUAUGCCUCUCACCGCAGCGCGUCGGGAUGUCCCUUAGCAGCCAAGAGGCAGAAGGACGGGUACCUCAAUGGCUCCCAGUUCUCCUGGAAGUCGGUCAAGACGGAAGGCAUGUCCUGCCCCACACCGGGAUGCGACGGGUCUGGACACGUCAGCGGCAGCUUCCUGACGCAUCGCAGCUUGUCGGGAUGCCCGCGAGCCACGUCAGCGAUGAAGAAAGCAAAGCUGUCCGGAGAGCAGAUGCUGACCAUCAAGCAGCGGGCCAGCAACGGUAUAGAAAACGAUGAGGAAAUCAAGCAGUUAGAUGAAGAAAUCAAGGAACUAAACGAGUCCAAUUCCCAGAUGGAGGCUGAUAUGAUCAAGCUCAGAACUCAGAUCACCACGAUGGAGACCAACCUGAAGACCAUCGAGGAGGAGAACAAAGUGAUCGAGCAGCAGAACGAGUCUCUUCUGCACGAGCUGGCCAACCUGAGCCAGUCCCUGAUCCACAGCCUGGCCAACAUCCAGCUGCCACACAUGGAUCCAAUCAAUGAACAAAAUUUUGAUGCUUACGUGACUACUUUGACGGAAAUGUAUACAAAUCAAGACCGUUAUCAGAGUCCAGAAAAUAAAGCCCUACUGGAAAAUAUAAAGCAGGCUGUGAGAGGAAUUCAGGUCUGA
Cynocephalus volans (Philippine flying lemur) is the source of this 3552-nucleotide messenger RNA. RefSeq names its product myelin transcription factor 1 like (gene MYT1L). The record is from RefSeq and is a predicted model, not a curated record. Gene Ontology annotation, cellular component: nucleus. Gene Ontology annotation, molecular function: RNA polymerase II cis-regulatory region sequence-specific DNA binding; zinc ion binding; DNA-binding transcription factor activity, RNA polymerase II-specific. The transcript has 20 exons. The coding region runs from base 1 to 3552 and encodes 1183 amino acids. Lineage: Eukaryota; Metazoa; Chordata; Mammalia; Dermoptera; Cynocephalidae. Gene Ontology annotation, biological process: regulation of transcription by RNA polymerase II.